UGCACUCUCCAAACCAUUUAUAGGCAAUGGAGCUACUCUGCAAUAAGAGUGAAAAUUGUGGGCAUCCCAACACAAGGAUCAGAAAGUGGCUAUGAACUGUAUAUCUAGGAGGGAAGGAUGUCCUAGGGAGCCAGUAGGUCGAGAAGCUACCAAGUCCUGCUUUCUUGAAGGAUGUUAUUUUGAACAACUUUUCUGCCACUCCCCCACCCAUCCUUAGUGCCUCCAGCCAGGGUAGGAAGGGGAGGCUUUGUCUGUGAUCUGGAAAGAUAGUCUUGGCUAGCCCUUGAGGAGAAGGUGGAAGGGAGGAAGAACUCUACAAGAGCAGAAGUUUCACAAAGAAUUCCACUGUGAAAGCAUGAGGACUCCUCCACAGACCCGUGAGGGCUCAGGAGACACUGUGAAGAGAUGGCAUCGACGAAAAAUCCUGCUUCUUUGUGCUCUGGCGCUCAGCGCUGUCCUUGGACUUGUGCUACUCAUUGUCUUCACCACCAUUUCGUGUAGUCUAGAAACCUGCAAUACUACGACAUGCCUUCUGCUCCUGGCAAGAUUGUUGAAAGCCCAUAAUGACACUGUAGAUCCUUGCGAGGAUUUCUUCAGUUACACUUGUGGAAACUGGGAAGCAAAUCACACACGGGGGAUGAACAUGCCUUUGGUGAAUGUCUUUGAUAUACUCCUGGAAGAAAACCACCUGAUCAUGAAGAGGCUCUUAGAGGAAUCUCAGCUUGGAGUUAACAGCUCAGCAAAGGAGAAAGCCGUACGGUUUUACACCUCUUGCAUGAAUACCGAACAGAUUGAAGCGCAAGGUGCUCAGCCUUUGAGGGAGCUCGUAAACGAGCUUGGUGGCUGGAACAUCGCAGGGCCCUGGAAAGAAACAGAUUUUAACCAGACUCUUCAGAUACUCAUGGGAAGAUACAACACUUUCCCUUUCUUCAAAGCCUAUGUGGGACCCAGCUCCUCUGAUCCAAGCACCAGUAUUAUCCAGAUUGACCACCCAGAGUUUGAGCUGCCACUAGAAACUCAGCUUAACAAAGCAGUCAAUUAUCCCCAGAAGGCAGUUACUCCCUUAAAGAAGCGACAGGAAAAAAGGAUGUUAUUUUACCGCACCACCAUCGGGGAGCUGCAGGAAAAGGCUCCUGCUAUUGAUUGGCUGUCAUGCCUCCAGGCAGCAUUCUACCCUGUACAGCUGAACAUGUCCCAGGCAAUUGUCGUGCAUGACAUGGAUUACUUGAAAGGAAUGUCACAAUUGAUUGGACAAUGGCAGAAAAAGAGAGAUGUGCUGCAGGUCUACAUGAUACUCUGCUUGGUUAGAAAUCUCUCCCCGGCUCUGGAUGGGCAGUUCCAGAAAGCUCAUCAGGAAUUGACAGGCAUGCUGAACAGCAGGACAACCGAUUUGGAAACGGUAAGAACUGAGCGUUGGAGGAAAUGCCUGAGUGAGACCAGCACAUUUUUUGGCCCUGUACUUGGGAAGAUGGUUGUGAAGGAGAUUUUCCCUCAGAAGGCCAAGGAUCUCGCUGAGCAGAUAUUCUCUGCGAUCCGAGAUGCCAUCCACAGCCAUCUGGAUCGCGUGGAGUGGAUGGGCUACCAGUCCCGCCAAGAGGCCAAGGAGAAAAUUUAUCAUCUCCGGGUAGAGAUUGGCUACCCAGAGAACAUCCUCCAAGCAGAUGAAGUGGAUGACGAGCUGGAGAUUGAUGAAGAUAAUUUUUUCCACAAUGUGGUUGCUUGCCUGAGGUCUCUGCGGAAGAGGUUCUUGCUGAGACUUGUUAAUCCUCAUCUACAGGACAAUUGGGAAGUAGCCCCUUGGUCUGUACAUUCAUACUACUCUCUGAGGCGCCAUGCUGUCGUUUUCCCUGCCGGAAUGUUCCGCAGCCCUUUCUUCCAUACGGAGUUUCCCAGUGCUGUGAAUUUUGGAGCAAUGGGAGUUUUCAUGGCGCAUGAGCUGCUGCACUCCUUGUAUGAUUACGUGUUGCCCCAGUCCUGCUCUGCCUGUGACAUGGAGACACUGGCACAAAGUAUAGACUGUCUUGUGGAACAAUAUGAGAGCUACUCCCUGAAGGGCCACGGCAUCAAUGGCUCUUUCACUCUUCUGGAGAAUGCAGCCGACACUGGGGGACUUGCUAUUGCUUACCAGGCCUAUGAGAACUGGUUGGCAAAACACAAGCAGGUGAAGGAGUUACCUUGGCCAGGGCUCUCACACCACCAACUCUUCUUCAUCAGCUUUGCCCACGCAAUGUGUGGGCACCAGAGCCUCGAGGGACUGCAAGACUUCUUACGCAGGGACCCCCACAGCCCCCCACCACUUCGAGUCCUCGGGUCUUUAAGCAAUAGCCAAGAUUUUUCCAGGGACUUCCACUGCCCGAGUCAAUCACCCAUGAAUCCAGUUCAAAAGUGCCGCAUCUGGUAAAGCCCCCGGAAUAGCACAUGGGACAAUUGAUGCAAAAGAAAGAGACGAAAAUUGUGGGAUUAUAUGGAUUGAGUGGUGUUAGCCAAGCUUCUUGCAUGUGCUUAUUCCAUUCCUUCCCUGUCCUUCCUUCACUACUUCCACACGACUGGUCAAGGUGGAAGAAGGUUCCGUCCAUUUGUCAAAAGGGAAGCAACUACAGAGAAGAUACUUCACUGUGGAAAUUCUUAUGUCCUAACUUGGCCUUGGGGAACUGAAGAUCAGGUGACAAGUCACUGGUGACUGUGUCUGGUGCCUCGGUUCCAACCAAAGGUGAAAAUGACAACAAGAGACUUUCUGACAACUAUAACCAUAUGGGAUGAUGAGACACUAAGAUGCAAUGCAUGUCAAAGCAUGGACGGGGCUGACUGUAGUUUAGAACCCAAACCAUGACCUCAUUCUCAUUGAGGUGGUAGACCUGUGCAUGGGCCUGUAUCACAUCAACAUGCCGACGAGUCCUCCAUCAAUAGAAAAAUCCAUCCAUGUAGAAAACUAGAUGACAAGGAGAAGAGUUCUGUCGUGCCUGCUCCCUUACAUUUAUUUCCUAAAUUCAGGGAUUUUUUUUGUAUGGAAGAGUAUUCCAUUUUGUGACACAUGCACACACACACACACCACACACUUGAAGUGGCAUAUCCAGACACAAGUUGACAGUCUCUGUAAAAACGAGGGCAUGAUUUGAUCUUCCAAAUGCCCAAAGACAAACCAUUGUUGAAAGUUGCUUAUCUGCUUUUGUUUUCGGUCCUUUCAGGAUCAUAAAUUUUCCAUCUCCGCGGUGCAGCCUCUGGAGACAAAGCACUAUGGUUCUUUCAGUUCAAACAUCACACCAAACCAAAGUUUGCAAAUUCCCUUCAAACCAUAAUUGUGAUGUGGUUUGAUGUGAUAUUAGAAUUUGUCCUAAAUGAAUGUACAUUGUGUACUAAAUGUAUUGUUCUUUAUUUCACACUAUACAUUUGAUACCGUUCUGAGAUUUGGUUUGUGUGGCCUGCUCCUCACUCACCCACCCCACUCCACACAGGUUACAGGCAAUGAGAUUGUGUUUUCCUCAUUUCAUCAUCUGGAAGCCUAAUCCAGAGGUAGUCAACUAGCAGCCCAUGGGCUCCAUCCAACCUGGUUUUAGCUGUUAUCUGAUGCUCUUUGUUGGUUUCCUACUAACUUAGCUAGUUGGAAAGGAAAAGAAAGGAAUCUCUCGUGCAAGCACUGAGUCAUUACUGACUCUUGGAGGGACGCCAGCUUUCGCUGACGUUUUCUUGGCAGGCCUUAGAGCGGGGUGGUUUGCCGUUGCCUUCCCUGGCUGUUAUUACCUUUCCCCCAGCUAGCUGGGUACUCAUUUUACCAACCUCGGAAGGCUGAGUCGACCCGAGCCGGCUGCCUGAAACCAGCUUCUGCUGGGAUCAAACUCAGGCCGUGGGGAGAGUUUCGGCUGCAGAAACUGCUGCUUUACCGCUCCGCGCCACACGAGGCUAGUUGACAGUCUGCUAAAACACAUUCAAAACUUUUCUGUUUUCCUAUCAUACAAAGAAGAAUCUUUUUGCCCCAGUUCAGUGAUCAUAAUGAGGAGAGUGCUCUGCUCAAGAGAAGAAAAGCUCAAACCUUUGCUAAAGAAAGAUCCUUUUCAGCCUCUACUGCAGGGCAGGAGAAGAGAGGAGAUUACUCUUCAUUAUUUGAUCACCUCAUCUCAUCAGUAACUUGUGCUGAGUGGCUCCUUCCUCCCAAAAUAAAAGUAGCAGUAUUAAGCACAGUUUUAAAAAAGUUUGCUUAAUGUAACAUGUAGCUCGUGUCUGUUUCCUAUGACUUGCACGCCAACCAAAAUAUUAUAUCCACAGUGGUUUCAGGUGGACAAUCAAACAUGAUGAGUCUGGUAAUAACUUUUAUUAGACAAAGGCUUUAUGCUGAUUUUUUUUAAAAAAAAAUCCAACCUCUUUUUCAGAACUGCAUCUGGAUGUUUUCUUGAAAGCCAUAUAAUUAGCAAAAGUGCCAAGCACAAUACUGUAAAACUCAAGGCUUUACUCUAAAGUGUCUUUUGCUGAGUAAAAGAUACUAACCAUUUCUAGUUCACCAGGAAAUAGGCCACAAUGCGGCAUGUGAAUUCUGCCACUCAAUCAUUAAAAAUCACAGGUGGCUUAGAGUAUUACAGUGGUGGCCAAAAUUGUGGACACUUUUUGAAAUUUUCAUGUCUUGCAACUUUGCAUGCUUAUAGAAAACGUUCUGUUUCAUGAAAUUCAAAUGUUUAUAUAUCAAUUGGAAGACCUGAUUCACAUAAUACAACAAUCCUGUUUCUUUUCCUGCGUAUCCAAUCAACUCUUUUCUUUGGCGCCAUUGCUCUAUUUAUGAUGGAUGUACACACGCUUUGAGAAAUACUUGAAAUAUUCACAAAAUCUCCAAUUGCGCUUCAGUUACAGAACAAACAGCAAAACUGACUUUCCCCAACUUGAAACAUGAUGUAUCGCAGCUACUGCCAUGUGAUUGGUCCCCAGAACAAGGACUGUGAUUGGCCAGUAGGGUUUGCAAUUCCAAUCCGCUUCUUCACUCAGUCACACCUGUGUUUGUUUUUAGACUAAAGUAAGCGUAACGUUUUUUGUACUGCAGCUAUUUGCAUUCUGUUUUCUGUAUUGAAUUCAGCAUUAAAUUAUCUUUCAACUGAUAUAUAAGCAUUUGAAUUUUGUGAAAGAGAACAAGCAUGCAAAGUUGCAAAACAUGAAAAUUUAAAAAAGUGUCCACAAUUUUGGCCACCACUGUAAUUCUCAUCACUCUCCAGCCAUGGGCAAUCCAAUGUAUCUCUUGCAUGUUAUGGGCACACUCCACUGGGAUGUUCUGCACAAACCCCGUUGAAACCAACUCUGUUUUAUGCAGCUCCUGCUUGUUUCAGUGGGUUUGCACAGGGCAACUUCCCCAUGUAUUGUGCUACUUAUUUCUUUAUAAAUUUGAUUGCAACCUGUGCAAUAUUUUUUCCAGUUUAUUUGAAGAAACUUGUAUUAACUUGUAAUCUUUUAAAACACUCAAUUGAUAAAGCUCAUUGAUACAUUGUUGAUGUUGUGAAUAGCACAAUCAAUAAAACUAGGUGGUACAACAAGCAUUAAUCUUGUAUUGUAUCAGUGGGGUUACUAUAAUGGCAGUAUUGCAAUCAGCAGGUCUUGGAGAUCCAACGAUGUGGGUUGAUUUGCUUUUAAGGUAAAUAAAAGGCUGAGUUUUA
Messenger RNA from Elgaria multicarinata webbii, 5627 nucleotides. It is a transcript of the gene KEL, whose product is annotated as Kell metallo-endopeptidase (Kell blood group). Gene Ontology annotation, biological process: protein processing. The coding region runs from base 356 to 2401 and encodes 681 amino acids. The record is from RefSeq and is a predicted model, not a curated record. Lineage: Eukaryota; Metazoa; Chordata; Lepidosauria; Squamata; Anguidae. Gene Ontology annotation, cellular component: plasma membrane. Gene Ontology annotation, molecular function: metalloendopeptidase activity. The transcript has 18 exons.